AUGAAUCGCAAGGAUGAUCAAUCGGCGGAUUCCGUGUUUGGCCAAACACCGGCUUUCUCCUUGACUGAUCCCGGAGUCGAUCCAGCUGUGAUUGAGUACCUUAGUUGUGUUCGACAGGAAGCCUUGAGGACUAAUGUCAUCAAGAGAUCAGAACUCAAGCGCCACACGGCUGAUAUAUAUGACGACGAUGACGAAGUUAUUGUCAAGAAGCCAAAAGCACACAAAGAUUUGCCCGUUCGUUUGAAGUAUGUCGAUUCGCACUUACUUGUGGGUGUUCAAUGGUUUGAGACCGUUAAGAGGGCCGUUCUAGACAGUAGAACGGUCUACCAGAACCAUACAGAAGAAUCUCUCAAUUUACUAUUGCACUUCCUAAGGGAAUAUCUCAGUGGAAAAUUGGAAGGCGAUGGGCAAGCAUCGCACAUUCUUGAUGUUUUGCAAGAACUACCACCAAAAGUUGGAGAUGGAAACGACGAUUAUGAAUUGGAUGAGGAGUGGGCUGAAUCUGUGGUCAAGAAGCUCCGCACUAAGCACAUCAACAGUAUCACAGAUAUAAAAGCUGUUAUUGGCGAGGUUAACUCUUCAAAGCCAAUAGGAUUCAAGCAAUGGUAUCAGUAUUUGCAACGAACCGAACCAACGCAGUCCGCAUUCAAUGCAACGAUCGAUGGAAGAAACAUCUGGGUUUUGGUGCAGUACAUGGCGCAGGAGUGGAUUAAAAACAUAUCUAAGGGCAAGAAGCCAGCACAAGCAUCGCGUUUCAGCAACUGGCUUCUCUACAUCCUCUUCAAUAUUCCCGACAAACUGACGGCCGAGUACAUCAGCAAUCUGCGCAGUCUGGGCAAAAAAUGCAGGCGAGCUAUUAGGGAGAGCCAAGAGGGCAGAGGGACACAAUCUUUGGACAGGAAGACGCCAUCGAUCAAAGCGAUAUGUCCCCGCGAGCUAACGGAGUUGGACGUUCCUUCACCGCCUGAGGAUCUCGAUGUUGUUCAGUUGGCACUAUCCGUUAUAGCUGUGAUCUACGGGCAGAGAGACCUAAUCGAGUGGGCAAUUGAAGAUGAUCAGCUUUGA
Molecule: messenger RNA, 1065 nt
Organism: Torulaspora globosa
Lineage: Eukaryota; Fungi; Ascomycota; Saccharomycetes; Saccharomycetales; Saccharomycetaceae
Gene: BRR1
Product: Brr1p
Exons: 1
Coding region: 1-1065 (354 amino acids)
Biological process (GO): spliceosomal snRNP assembly
Cellular component (GO): small nuclear ribonucleoprotein complex
Source: RefSeq, a predicted model, not a curated record